Molecule: messenger RNA, 996 nt
Organism: Vigna umbellata (rice bean)
Lineage: Eukaryota; Viridiplantae; Streptophyta; Magnoliopsida; Fabales; Fabaceae
Source: RefSeq, a predicted model, not a curated record
CUAUUGUGAUUUUACACCUGUUCAUUACUUUGUUUAGGCAUUGGUGAACUCGCAACAGACUCGUGAACCGUGUAUGAUGAACCAGAAAAAACCACUUGGUGAAAUUUCUCAGAGUCUUGAGCAAGUUGCUGUAAAGGAAACCAUAGCAAAGAACACCAAUAUGGCAGCUUCAUCAAUUCUUUCUGAAUCCGCCAGCUCUCAGUUGGACUCAAAAGUUACUUUCCAAAGUAAAUCAAUUCCACAUAGUGAAAUUAAGAGCAGCCAAAUUGAGGCGAACAUUGCUAAAGAAAGUGAAGGUCAUCAUAAACUCAUUGAAGACUCUGGGGGCAAUGAUAUGAUACCAAUUGCUUUGGGGAAAGAGGGUGAAGAUAAUCUAGUUCUAAAGACCCUUGUUGAGUUGGAAAAGUAUCUGAAGAUGUCUCUCAAGGACAUAGUUAGUUCUGAGACUAACACUCUCCAUCUUUUUUCUACUCUUAAUUUUCUGUCCAACCUUCCUUUCAAAGAUGUGACUCUAUCAGAUGGACUCAAACAUAUUAUAGAGACUAUGCACCAACACUUCCCAACCAUUCUAUGCUCCUUUAAGCAAUGCUUUGCUACCAUUGACAAGUUGGCAGAACUUGAAGCUCGUCAGAGUGAGGUGGUGACUAAAAUUUCUGAGGCAGAGAAUUUCAAUAAUGAAGCUCGACUGAAGGAAGUGGUUUUGAAGGAACAAAUCAUUAGGUUGAAGGAAGAAAUAAAAGUUUGUGAGGCUGCCUUAUCAUCUCUAGAUGAGGGAAAAAAUAAAUGCAUUGUGGAAACUAUAAGGUACAAAAAAGAGUUUGAAAAUGUGAGAAAAAACAAAUCUCAAAUGGUGGAAGAUCAAAGAAAAUUCGAGCAAGAAUUGUUUGAAGUGGCUUAUAAAUGGUCAGCUUUGUGUAGUGAAUAUGAGCUAAAUUGGAUGGCUGUAAGAAGUCCCUCGUGAGGGUUUUCGUUGUUCAUUGUUUUUAAGACUUCCAA